AUGUGGGCUCCAGUUGAUAGUACACAAGCUGAAACAGCUUCGCUGAAUUCGUGGAGCAUUGAACAACAGCAGAAUCGUUGGGGUGGUGUUAGUGAUUACAGUAAUAAUGCAGCAUUCGAUGAGCAUAUGCGAUCAAUUGUACCACCGGCUUUUCGUAAUAGUAAUGCGAAAGUUGUCUGGCAAGAGCCAAAAUCAUUAGAAGCAAACAUCAAUGAAGCAUUGGGUAUCUGGCAAGCAACGCCUCUCAACCAGUUUUCCUUAGAACAGGAACCAUUAAGUGGAACUAGCCAUUUUCCUCCAUCUUUUGCUAGUUGUGGCACAACAAGUGGAUGGUCGCAACCUGAAAUUGAACAACGAAAUUGGGAUAUGUCUACGCAGUCACAAACAGUACGAGCAGCAGUACCAUUUUGUGGUGGUUUGACUCAGAAUAAAUUAUGGCCGAAUGAAGAGCAAGUUUGGGGUGGUGCUCAGCGUCCUCCAGUAUUUCCAACAGCUCCGCCACCACCUGCUUAUGCUGCAAGCUGGCAGCAAAAUGCACCACGUGGUAACGUUUUUCCUCUGCCCACACGAUUCAGUGGUCCACCAUUCGAAAGUAACGCUGUGAUGGGAAAUUGGGUGCAGCGUCCGAUGAAUGAGCCAGUACAGCCGCCAGUGCCACCGUCUGCAAUUCCACCACCGCAACGAAGUCGGCUGCAAAAUGUUUGGGGUGGCACACCAGCUGUAAACAAUACAGUCAAUGGAAUGUAUCUCCCGCCACCUACUGUCGAGUACACUAUGCCAAAUGGGUUGACACAAUGGAAUCCUUCAGCAGGUAGCAAUGGUGCAACAGUAACGGCAGUGCCUGUUGUACCAAAACCACAAUUUGCACAAAACUUUGUGAAUCGUUCACCUCCUCCCAAUACUUUCAAUUCGUAUUCACAAGUCUCCAAAUCUGAUUCGUUCAUGGGAGAGAAUGCUGUCUGGCAGGAUCCAGAAGGUGAAGUACGUAAAUGGCAACGAGAUACUGGUACUGCUGCAUGGGGUGAUCCUGAGAAGCAACAAAAAGAAAUCAAACGAUGGAUUAUACCAGUCGGAAAAGAAUACGACAACUCAGAUAACGAAAGCGGCGUUCGUGUAAUCGUUCCUCUUGGUUGGGGCGAUCUUCCUUCAAAAUCAUCGAAUAAUAAUGCUGCACCGAUCUCGGCGAAUUCUCUUCCAGCGUGGCCAGCUAGAAGCGCGCAAGCAAUUGCUGUCACGGCUUCAUCAGGAUGGGGUAAUCGUUCGGCUUCAGGAACUGCGAAAUCAACAACUAUUCCAACUCUUUGGGAAAUUCUAUCUGAACAUCAACCUCCAUCACUGGAGAGUGGUUGGAUACCGCCAGAUGGUAUGGGUAAUGCAACUAUGCCUGCUUCAACGCAACAAAUUGUUGAACAGCUACGUCAGGCUGUUGCGAAAGGACUGAUUGAUGUUUCACUUCUCAGUAAGCCACUUCCGAAUGAGGCGCUCUCAGAGAUGCGCACGCUUCUCAGUCGCAUUCCGGUACUGGAACAGGCAGAAAAUGACUUAGCUCGUCUUAUGAACGCCGUUAAAAUUAAUAACGACCCUGAAGGUGGAAAUGGGAGGAUGGAUACGCCGACAGAUCUCAUGACAUCCGAGCAGCGAUCAGAAUACAGUCGACUAGUAAUUGAAAUUGCUGCAACUAAAACGGAAAUUUCAACAAUUCGUGAACGCAUACGUGGAAACUCCGAUGCUAUCGGUGUAAGGCCAGCAACGAAUUUAGCUGAAAGUCAGCGAAUGCAUCCACCGCAGCCGCAACCAGCUGCAACAACGACAACUUCUCCUCGUUUUGGUGAUAGUAUUCUGGAUGUUGCUGUACGUGUUGAGCAACAGAAACUGUUUUCAAUGUAA
Messenger RNA from Brugia malayi, 1887 nucleotides. RefSeq lists its product as uncharacterized. The transcript has 14 exons. The record is from RefSeq and is a predicted model, not a curated record. Bases 1 to 1887 code for a protein of 628 amino acids. Lineage: Eukaryota; Metazoa; Nematoda; Chromadorea; Rhabditida; Onchocercidae.